UAUUAAUUUCUUCUUCUUCAUUUUCUUCAACAGCUAACAAAUACUCCAUUAACCAAAAAAACCGUCCUUUCUCUUCGCGAACUUUCUCAUCUUUCCUCCUCUUUUUUCUCUCUCUCCUAAAUUACGUCCUUUUCUUUCGCUUUUUCUCUUGAUUUUUUUUGCUGAUUUCACCUGAAUUUGAUUCUUACACUCUGAAAUUACUCCGAUUAUCGACAAUUUCAGCCAAAAUUGUCGGUUUCGAUUUGUUUUUGGAUCAAUAAGGAAGAAUUAGGGUUUUUCAAAAACAUUUUGCGCGAAAUUGUGAAUUUGUUUGAAGAGAGAGAAGUUGAAUGUUUGGAUUCAGAGUAGCAGUUGAUUCACAACAUCACAAGGAUUUGAAAAGUCGAGCUUCUUCUCUAAUUGAUUUUUCGAUCAAGUUUUCCUUCUGUUAAGAAUUUGCGCGAAAUUGUUGAGAAGAAGAAUUCAAACUGAGACGAGUUGACCGAGUUGACUCAUGGGUGACUCGGACAAUGACUCGGGAGGAAAGUCGAACAACUUCAGCCGCGGAGACUCGUACCCGAAAGAGCAGGACCGGUUCCUGCCGAUCGCAAACGUGAGCCGGAUCAUGAAAAAGGCGCUACCGGCUAACGCCAAAAUCUCGAAAGAUGCAAAAGAAACGGUUCAAGAAUGCGUUUCGGAGUUCAUCAGCUUCAUCACAGGAGAAGCGUCGGAUAAGUGUCAACGUGAGAAAAGGAAGACGAUCAACGGUGACGAUCUUCUUUGGGCGAUGACCACGCUUGGGUUCGAGGAGUACGUUGAACCGCUGAAGAUUUAUCUACAGCGGUUCAGGGAGUUGGAAGGGGAGCGAACCGGGCUUGGACCCCCGGUUCAGGGAAAUAAUAGUAAUAGUAAUAAUAAUAGUAACGGAGGCGUUGGGGUAAAUAGUGGAAAUGGUGGGGGUGUUUUUGGAAUUUCACAAGGUGGACACGUGUAUGGAUAUGGUAAUGGUGGUGGUGGUGGCGGCGGGGGUGGUGGAAGUGGUAGUGGGGGUAAUAGAGGGAUUUUGACUUAUGGUGGGCCUGGUGGCGCUAAUGGUGGGCCGAGGUGAUAUUGUUGUUAUGUUUUGUUGGGCCCCCACUAGGUCUUGUAAGUAGAGUGAGUGGGGUGUGUGUAUUUUGUUUUUAUUUUUGGUAUCUUUUUAGGUUUUCAAGUAUUAAUGUGAAAUUAAUUGGAGUUUGGUAGCUCUAGAGAUUUAGAGUGUAUUUAAGAAUUUGGUUUAUUUUGGUCAUGUUAUUUGAUAGCUUUGGUCAUAGUGUACAUAAAGCAUUACGAAUUUACAAUUAUGGAUUAUGAUAUGUGUCCUUUUGGAAAUUGAAGAGAGUUGUGAAAAAUGUGCAAGAAUUGAUGUUAUGAUUCUUUAGCAUGGAUGAGAUGAUUCUUAAA
Chenopodium quinoa (quinoa) is the source of this 1422-nucleotide messenger RNA. Its product is annotated as nuclear transcription factor Y subunit B-3-like. Gene Ontology annotation, biological process: regulation of transcription by RNA polymerase II. The transcript is spliced from 2 exons. Gene Ontology annotation, cellular component: nucleus; CCAAT-binding factor complex. Gene Ontology annotation, molecular function: DNA-binding transcription activator activity, RNA polymerase II-specific; RNA polymerase II cis-regulatory region sequence-specific DNA binding; protein heterodimerization activity. Bases 494 to 1087 code for a protein of 197 amino acids. NCBI's taxonomy places the organism in Eukaryota, Viridiplantae, Streptophyta, Magnoliopsida, Caryophyllales, Amaranthaceae. The record is from RefSeq and is a predicted model, not a curated record.